AAUUGACUCGUUACUAGCCAGUUCCCACUAUUCUUUUCGGAGUUUUGAGUUUACUUUACCCUACGGUUGUCUGUAGAUCUCAAAUUUGAUCUGUGCUGCCUGCCAAGACAUCCUUGGAGUAACAAUUGAUGGAUUCAUCGUCCAAAGAUGAUCCGAUGUACGACGUGUUCUUGAGUUCUGGAGGUGAAGACACACGCACGACCUUCACGGACCACCUCUACUGUACAUUAGAAGACCACCGAUUCAACGUCUUCAUGUACGGAGACGAAUACGAUUACAAGCUAGAAAAAAGUAAUAGAGCUAUACCAGAACACCUGAUUCAAGAAAUCGAAAGGUCUAAGGUUGCCGUCGUCGUCUUCUCAAGAGGGUAUCCGGAGUCCGCGUGGUGUCUCGAGGAGCUGGUGAAGAUCAUGGAGUGCAGAAAAACACUGGGUCAAAUGGUUUUUCCAAUCUUCUAUGGUGUUGAUUCCUCAGAUGUCGUGAACCAGAGUGGUAGUUUUGCACAGGCGUUUCAGAAAUAUGAACAGGAAGUUAAGGAUGAAAAGGUACUUCUCUGGAGAAACGCUCUUAAUGAAGCUGGAAGUUUGGCCGGAUUCAAUUUUCGAGAAACCGACGGUGUUGGAACCAAAUCUGCCGGGAAUGAAGGAAAUUUUAUCAGGAACGUUGUUUCUCAGAUCACUGGAAAACUGAGCAGAAACAAUCACUUAGUGUUACCUACCAAGCUAGUUGGAAUAGAUUCUCGCGUGCGAGAAAUUAGUCAGCAUUUAGAUGUUGGAGGAUCAAAUGAUGUUCGCAUAAUUGGAAUUUUGGGUAUGUGUGGACUGGGUAAGACAACGGUUGCAAAAGCCGUUUUCAACAAACAUCAUCAUAGUUUUGACGGUGCAAGUUUCCUUGAAACCGCGAGCGAAGAGAAACUGGUUGAUUUGCAAAAAAAACUUAUUUCUGAUAUCUUGAAACCGGCCUACAUAUUGGUAAGUAGUAUCAAUGAAGGGACCAAGGAGAUAAAACAAAGGUUAGGCAACAGAAGGGUACUUGUCGUAAUUGAUGAUUUAGACAGCGUUCAACAAAGAGAUGCUUUGGCUAUACAACCUGACUCCUUUGGUCAAGGGAGCAGAAUCAUUAUAACUUCAAGAAACGAACAUUUGCUAAAGAUACUUAAUGUGUAUAAGAUAUGUCCUCUGCCAACAAUGAAUGAAAGAGAAGCUCUUGAGCUACUUAGUUGGCAUGCCUUUAGAAACAAUUAUCCUAAUGCAGAGUAUAUUGAGCUCUCAAGAAAGGCUGUUGGCUACUGUGGAGGUUUGCCACUAGCACUUGAAGUCUUAGGUUCUUAUAUACGUACAGAAAGCACAAGUGAAUGGGAAACUGUACUGGAUAAAUGGAAGAGAUCACAGCCUUAUCGGGAAAUUCACAGAAGACUUGAAAUAAGCUAUGAUGGGCUAACUGAUGAUGACGUGAAGGCUAUAUUCCUUGACAUCUCAUGUUUCUUUACUGGAAUGAACAAGGACUAUGUCAUGACAGUACUGGAUGGCUGUCAGUUUUAUCCAGAAAUAGGGAUUCGAGAACUCCAAGAUCAAUGCCUUGUAACUGUUGAUAAAGAAGGCAAUCUCAUGAUGCAUGAUUUGAUUCAAGGCAUGGGCAGAGAAAUUGUGCGUGCAGAAUCCCCUGACAAUCCUGGAGAGCGUAGUAGAUUGUGGCAUAAUGAAGAUAUAACAGACGUAUUGACAAAACAAUCUGGAACGGAAGACGUUGAAGGACUCGCUUUAGAUGUGCAAGAGUCUGAUGAGCGUAGCUUCAGUUCAGACUCAUUUAGAAACAUGCAGAGUCUGCGAUUGCUCAAACUCAAUAACAUAAAGCUCACUGGAAGUUACCACAAUCUUUCCAAAGAGUUAAGAUGGUUGUGUUGGCAUGGAUUUCCUCUGGAGGUCAUACCAAAAGAUUUUGAUCAACCAAACCUAGUUGCUAUUGACCUGAGCUAUAGCAAACUCAUACGAGUUUGGGAGGAUUCCGAUUUGUUGCUCGAGAAGUUGAAGCUUCUUAAUCUCAGUCAUUCCCAUAACCUGGCACAAACACCAGACUUUUCAAAACUCCCAAAUCUCGAGGAAUUGAUUUUGAAUGAUUGUGAGAGUUUGUCCGAGGUUCAUUCAUCCAUUGGGAAUCUUGAAAGACUUACUUUGGUAAAUCUUGAAGGCUGCAAAAUGCUCAAGGAUCUCCCACUGAAUUUCUUUAAUUCCAAGUCUAUUGAAACUCUUCUUCUUAACGGCUGUUCAAGAUUUGAAGACUUGGCUGAAGGCUUGGGAAAGAGUUACCAUAAGACAGCAGAUGGCUCACCUAUAAGACAAAUACUAAAGUUGAGAUUUUCAUCUCAAUAUGGAGUGAAAGAGUCACCAUCAACUAGUCUUUUGCCCCUUUCUUUUCAUGGCUUAAACUCUUUACGGAAAUUAGAUCUUGGAUGCUGCUCUUUAACAGAUGAUGAAAUCCCGAAGGAUCUUGGGAGUCUAAUUUCUUUAGAAGAUUUAGAUCUUCGAAAAAAUAGUUUUUGUAGCCUACCAAGCCUCAGUGGUCUUUCUACGCUUGAAACAUUGUGUUUAGAUGAUUGCACAAACCUACAUGCAAUCCCAAAUUUACCAACAAGUUUGAAAGUCUUGCGAGCGGGUUUGUGCACUGCAUUAGAAACAGUGCCAGAUUUUUCAAAAUUGUCGAAUAUGAGAGAGUUGUAUCUAAGUCAUUCCUGCAAACUCACCGAGAUUCCGGGCUUGGAGAUGUCAUUAAACUCGAUGACAAGAAUUCAUAUGGAAGGGUGCAUCAAUCUCACUGCUGAUUUUAGGAAGAACAUCCUUCAGGGAUGGACUUCUUGCGGAUAUGGUGGCAUUUUUCUCAAUGGAAAUUAUAUUCCUGACUGGUUUGAUUUUGUCAAGGGUGAUCGGGUCAGUAUUCACAUACCUCAAAUUGUUGGUCGCAAUUUUAGCGGGUUGACUCUGUGCUGCAUAUACUCUUCAAAGACACAACGUGAAGGUCCUCUCGGCAUUAUCGUUAGCAAUAAAACCAAGCGUACUGCUUUGCUCGCCCGGAUAACAUAUGCCUCGGUACCAACUUCCUGUACACUUGAUGACCAUUAUCUUUGGCAGGGGCAUAUAUCGAACUAUGUGCUAAGUUUGCAAGGAGGGGACAAGGUCGAUAUAGUUGUAAUGCCUGUUGAAACUGCAGAUGCUUCUGUGAGAGUGAAGAAAAUAGGGGUUAAUCUAGUAUGGGACAAAGAGAUGAAAGAGAAUAUGCAUGAUUCAGACUUUAAUCUCUAUGAUUUUGGCCUACAUCCGGUUUGGUUCUUGGGAGCUGAUGGGUAUGAAGGAUUCAGUAUUAGAGAACUGAAGAACAAUUACUUGGACGUAGCCAUACACCCAGUUGGAAUAGAUUCUCGCGUGCAAGAAAUCAGUAAUUAUUUAGAUGUUGGAGGAUCAAAUGAUGUCCGUAUCAUUGGAAUCUGGGGUAUGGGCGGACUGGGUAAAACAACGGUUGCAAAAGUAAUUUUCAACAAAUAUCAGCACAUGUUUGAUGGUACAAGUUUUCUUCCAAAUGUGAGAAAAGAUGAGGAACUGGUUGAUUCACAAAACAAACUUCUUUCUGAUAUCUUGAGAUCGGGAAACAUGAAGGUUAGUAGGAUCUAUGAAGGGACCAAGGAGAUUAAAAGAAGACUUGGCAACAAAAGAGUACUUGUUAUAGUAGAUGACGUAGACCGCGAUGCACAGUUAGAUGCAUUAGCUCUAAGGCAUGACUCAUUUGGCCCAGGAAGUAGAAUUAUUGUAACAACAAGGGAUCAACAUUUGCUAAAGAUACUUAACGUGGAGGCGAUUUGUCCUUUGCAAGAAAUGAAUAAAGAAGAAGCUCUUGAGCUAUUUAGUUGGCAUGCCUUUAGAAAGAAUUAUCCUAAUGAAGAGUACGUUGAGCUCUCAAGAGAAGCUGUUGACUACUGUGGGGGUUUGCCACUAGCACUUGAAGUCAUAGGUUCUUAUCUACGUUCAACAAGCACAAGUGGAUGGGGAACUGUACUGCAUGAAUGGAAAAGCUCACAGCCUUAUAGGGUAAUUCUGGAAAAUAUUAAGACAAGCUAUGAUAGGCUAAAUGAUGACCUGGUGAAGGAUGUAUUCCUGGAUAUAGGCUGUUUCUUUAUUGGAAUGAACAAGAACGAUGUCACGACAAUAUUGGAUGGCUGUGACUUAUAUCCAGAAAAAGGAAUUCGAGAACUCCAAGAUCAAUGCCUUGUAACUGUUGAUACACGAGGCAAUCUGAUGAUGCAUAACUUGAUUCGAGACAUGGCCAGAGAAAUCGUACAUGCACAAUGCCCUGACCAUCCUGGAGAACGUAGUAGAUUGUGGUAUCAUGUGGAUGUAAAAGACAUAUUGGUGAAACAAUCUGGAACUGUGGCAAUUGAAGGACUUGCUUUAGUUUUUCCUUAUAAUUCAUGGUUCAGUACAGAAGCAUUUAGAAAGAUGCGGAGUCUAAGAUUGCUCAAACUCAGUCACACAAAGCUCACUGGAAGUUGCAACAAUUUUUCCAAAGAGUUAAGAUGGUUGUGUUGGCAUGGAUUUCCUCUGGAGGUCAUACCUUUAGAUUUCGAUCAGCCAAACCUAGUUGCUGUUGACCUGAGCUAUAGCAAACUCAAACGAGUUUGGGAGGAUACUGACGUGCAGCUGCUCAUGAAUCUGAAAAUCAUCAAUCUCAGUCAUUCCCAUGACCUAACAGAAUCACCAGAUCUUUCCAAAGUCCCAAAUCUUGAAAAACUGAUAUUGGUAAACUGUACAAAAUUGUCUCAGAUUCACCCAUCCAUUGGGCAUCUUGAAAGACUUUCGUUGGUAAAUCUUGAAGACUGCGAAUCGCUUCUGUAUUUUCCACGGGAUUUCUAUAAGUCAAGGUCAGUUGAGACUCUUAUUCUUAACGGCUGUUCAGGUUUAAAAAUGCUGGAUGACAGCUUAGGGGGGAUGGUAUCAUUGACAACACUUCAAGCAUGCUAUACAAGGGUAAGGCAAGUACCAUCUUCAAUAGUAGGAUUGAAGAACCUGACAUUUUUAGGCCUUAGAAACUGCGGGUUAACUGAUGAUGCAAUCCCUAAGGAUCUUGGGAGUCUAUUUUCUUUAGAAAUAUUGAAGCUUGAUGGCAAUUCGUUUAAAAUCCUACCGAGCCUCAGUGGACUCUCCAAGCUUAAAAUGUUAGAUUUGAGUUUUUGCAACCGUCUUCGUGAAAUCCCAGAUUUACCAACAAAUUUGGAAAUCUUGAGAGCGAAUGAGUGCAUUUCACUUGGAAAAAUGCCAAAUUUUUCGGAAAUGUCGAGUAUGGUUGAACUGCAUCUGGAUUUCUCCCCCAAACUCACUGAGAUUCUAGGCUUGCAUGAGUCGUUAAACACCAUGAGAAGGAUUCAUAUGGAAGGCUGCACCAAUCUCACUGCUGCUUUUAGGAAGAACAUCAUACAGGGAUUGACUUCCUUCGGACAUGGUGGCAUUAUUUUUCUCAAUGGAGUUUAUGAUAUUCCAGAGUGGUUCCAGGUUGUUGGUAUUCAUGAGUCCAAUGAUGUUCAUUUUAAAGUGCCUCAAUAUUUGGGUCGUAAUUUUAGAGGAUUGACUCUGUGCUGUGUUUUCGAGUGGAUUUGUCCUGGAUUUACUGUUACAAAUAUUACCAAGGGUAAGGCUUUGCACAUCCCGGAAGAAUCUACAUCCAGUUUGGGUAAUGUACUCCGUUUGCAAAGUGUAUUAUCACAUGAUGUACUCCGUUUGCAAAGUGGGGACGAAGUCUCGAUUUCUGCAGUUACGACAAGAUUGGGUGGGAUGGGGCGAUUGAUGAAAACAGGAGUUAAUCUAGUCUGGGAUGAUGGUGAUGGCGGUGACGCAUACUCUAGCAAGGACGAGAUUGUUGCCGUACCAAGCAAUAUUACAUCUGACGAGCCGACAAUUACUAGAGCUGCAAGCUCAAACAAUGGCAAUGGGACAACGUCAAACAAUAGUCCUCCGUCGAGAUCGUCCACCAUCUGCCACCAGGGCUCGAGGAUCAUGCGGCGGCAGAGGAGCGGAACAUCCUCGAAGCACCCUGACAGGGCGGAGGAGUUUUCACUGUCCGAGCUCACGGCCGCCACGAAUGACUUCUCAAUGGAGAACAAGAUUGGCUCCGGAAGCUUCGGAGUUGUAUAUAGGGGCAAACUGCAAGACGGCCAGGAAGUUGCGAUCAAGCGCGGCGAAACCGCCUCGAAGAUGAAGAAGUUUCAGGAGAAGGAGAGGGCAUUCGAUUCGGAAGUUGCCUUCUUGUCGAGAGUUCAUCACAAGCACCUCGUGAGGCUUGUCGGAUAUUGCGAAGAGAGGGAUGAGAGGCUUUUGGUAUAUGAGUACAUGAAAAACGGUGCGCUUUUCAAUCACUUGCAUGACAAGAACAAUGUGGAGAGGAGUAGCAGUUUGUUGAAUUCGUGGAGAGUGAGGAUCAAGGUUGCAUUGGAUGCUUCAAGAGGCAUUGAGUAUCUGCACAAUUACGCCGUGCCGCCUAUCAUUCAUCGAGAUAUAAAAUCAUCGAAUAUCUUGCUCGACGCGAAUUGGACCGGGAGGGUGUCUGAUUUUGGGUUGUCGUUGAUGGGGCCGGACUCAGAGGCGGAUUUUAGGCCAACGAAGGCGGCAGGGACGGUUGGCUACAUUGAUCCGGAGUACUAUGGACUCAACUUGUUGACAGCAAAGAGCGAUGUCUAUGGAUUUGGUGUGGUGCUAUUGGAGCUUCUGACGGGGAAGAGGGCCAUAUUUAAGGAUGCGGAGAACGAGGGGACGCCUAUAAGCGUGGUGGAUUUCGCAGUGCCGGCGAUUAUGAGCGGGGAGUUGGUGAGGGUUUUGGACAGGAGGGUUGGGCCGCCGGAGGUGAAUGAAUCGGAGGCGAUCGAGCUGAUGGCGUAUACCGCAGUGCAUUGCGUGAAUUUGGAAGGGAAAGAUAGGCCGACGAUGGCGGACAUUGUGGCGAAUUUGGAGAUGGCGUUUGCUCUCUGCGAUGACAGCCCCGGCAACAUCUCUGGUGGUGGAAACUCCAUUGUGUCUGCAGAGUAAGAGUGAGUAAAAUGUGCUUCCUUCCCAUUAAAGAAAGAAUUGAAUUAUUUCUUCAAAUUUUGUCAAAUUUUUAGGGGAUAAAUUGAAUGGAUUUAAUUAAGAUUUUUACCAUUGGGGGUUGUAAAAAGACUAGAGAUUUAGGGGGUUCUAUCUAACCUUGCUGUAGUGUAACAUUUUGUAAACACUUAACAGCUAGAAAAAUAUAGCCCUUGGUUGCAAUUUUCAA
Pyrus x bretschneideri (Chinese white pear) is the source of this 7287-nucleotide messenger RNA. RefSeq lists its product as uncharacterized. Gene Ontology annotation, molecular function: protein kinase activity; ATP binding; protein binding. Gene Ontology annotation, biological process: signal transduction; defense response; protein phosphorylation. The coding region runs from base 129 to 7061 and encodes 2310 amino acids. Lineage: Eukaryota; Viridiplantae; Streptophyta; Magnoliopsida; Rosales; Rosaceae. The record is from RefSeq and is a predicted model, not a curated record. The transcript has 10 exons.